GAAGGUUGAGAACCACUGGCUUAAUUAAUACAUCUUAUAGCUUGGGUUUGGUAACAUCCAAGCCUAGAAAUAUGGUCAAUUUAAUUAUGAUCCUGAUUAUGGUUUGAGGGAGUUCUGAAGAAUUAACUUUCCAAGGAAACACAGGUUGUAGGACUGAAGCUUCCUGCAGCAUGUCCAUUGCUUCCUACCGUAUUUUCCUCCUCUCUGCAGGUUGUCGGUUCAGUCACAAUUUUGCCACCAAAGGUGUUUUUUUUUUCUUUUUAAAGAUUCACCAGCUAGGGGCCUGAAUCAUCCAGCCCUAAAAAGGGAUGAAUUUUUCGGUGGCUCAUGUGGCCCAAACGGAGCUUUUUUAUUAUACCGUUGCUUCAAAGUUCUGCGUCGAAAAAGUCGGAUUCGGCGGGACAGUCCAUUCCGCUCACAGCAACGAGGACUGAAUUAUUCUGUUGCUCUGCAAUCUCCUCCCCGCUCACCACGUUGCUUUAAUUUUUUUUAAUGCCUGUAUGUGGCUCUGCAAGUCCUUUUUUGUCCGGGCUCGUUAUCUAUUUACAUUUUUAUACCAUCCCUGUUGCAGGAUGGGAAAAGGGGAUUUGCACUAGGUGGGCGGCGGGAGUGAGAUAGCUGGUGUCUCCAGGCCCGCCGCCUCCCCUUCCCCAGAGCUGAAGCUGAGGCCGGCAAAGGGAACCUCCCUGCACCUGCCUUCCUCCGCGCCCGAGAGGAUCGGGAGUGGGUGGGAAUUCCGUUCCAAGAGACGGGAAGGUUCGCCGCUGCCUUGAGAGCGUCCCGCGUGGACGCGGAAGAGUCCGGGUCGGCGACCAGCCCCGAAAGCUAGGCAGGAGUCGCUAAGCAGCUGCCUUUCUCCACGCGUCCCGCUGUGAGCUCAACCCUUCGCCUGACCUCGGCCCUGACCGCCUCCGGUUGAGUGGAAAGGGAGAAGGACGGCUCGGUCCACGGCUCUCCGGCCGCGCGUCGCUUCCCGUCUCUUUCGACUAAAGCCGGUGCCCGUGAAGUUCGCCUCGGUUUGUGCGGCUCAGUCCUGCUCUUCCGUCUGAUUUUGGACGCCUCAGACGGCAGCAACAAAGCGACGUUGCUCCGCCGCUCAGCCCCGCUUCUUCGCCGCUGGGUUUCCUCCCUGCUAUUUCGCUCCUUUUCCUCGGAGUCCUUUCCAACUUGCCUCGGCGCAGAGAUUAGCAACGACCCGACAAUGCCGCCAGUCUUGGCGUUCCUCGCGGUGGGCGGCUGCUUCCUGGCUCUGGCGGAGGAGGAAUUGGAUAAUACCAUUACAAUGGAGGAUCAGAUUUAUCUCCUUCUGGAGUCCAAAGUUCAGUGUGAACAAAACCUCACAGCUCAGGUACAAGAAGAAAGAGGUACUUUCUUUCAUUUUUCAGCAGGAGACCAGUGCUUUCCAGAAUGGGAUGGUCUAAUCUGCUGGCCCAGGGGGUCAGUAGGAAAAACAUUAGCUGUGCCUUGUCCUUCUUAUAUCUAUGAUUUUAAUCACCAGGGUAUGGCCUUCCGACAUUGUAAUUCAAAUGGAACAUGGGCUUAUGUGCACAGUUUAAACCGAACAUGGUCUAAUUAUUCUGAGUGCCUCCGUUUCCUGCAAACAGAAACCAGUGUGCGAAAGAGGAAAUUCUUUGAACGUCUCUCUGUCAUGUACACGGUGGGAUAUUCCAUUUCCUUUUCCUCUCUGGCUGUGGCGGUUUUUAUCAUUGGCUACUUCAGGAGGCUCCACUGCACCCGGACUUGUAUACAUCUGCAUUUGUUUGUCUCUUUCAUGCUCAGAGCUACCAGCAUUUUUAUUAAAGAUAAAGUUGUUCGUCCUCAUUUUGGAGACAAAGAGUUUGACUCACUACUCACAAGUGAUCUACAAAAUAUUAUACAGACUCCAGUCAUGGACAGAUCUCAGUAUGUGUGGUGCAAAAUUACUGUGGUGAUGUUUAUUUACUUCUUGGCAACAAACUACUAUUGGAUCUUGGUUGAAGGUCUCUAUCUACACAGCUUAAUAUUUGUGGCUUUCUUUUCGGAUACCAAGUACCUAUGGGGUUUUAUCUUAAUAGGCUGGGGUUUCCCAGCUGUCUUUGUAGCGGCCUGGGCAGCAGUCAGAGCAGCAAUGGCAGAUGCAAGAUGCUGGGAGCUUAAUGCUGGAAAUAUAAAAUGGAUAUAUCAAACUCCAAUUUUAGUAGCUAUUGGGCUGAACUUUGUUCUCUUCCUGAAUACUGUGCGGGUGCUGGCCACAAAAAUUUGGGAAACAAAUGCUGUUGGCUACGAUGUCAGAAAGCAAUAUAGAAAACUAGCAAAAUCCACUUUAAUUCUGAUCCUGGUCUUUGGUGUGCAUUACAUUGUCUUCGUGUGCCUACCUCACACGUUCACUGGGUUAGGCUGGGAGAUCCGGAUGCACUGUGAACUCUUCUUCAAUUCAUUCCAGGGAUUUUUUGUCUCUAUCAUCUAUUGUUACUGUAAUGGAGAGGUGCAAGCUGAGCUCAAAAAGACAUGGGCUAAAUGGAACUUGGCCACAGACUGGAAGAGGACUGUUCCUUGUAGGAAUUCUCACUGUGGUUCUGUCCUCACUAACAUGACCCAGAGCACCAGCAGCCAGGCUCAGAUGGGUGCCAGCUCCCGCAUGAGGCUGGUUUCCAGCAAGGCAUGCAGGAAUGGCACAGGGCAGAACGAUGCCCAUAUACAUUUGCCUGGGUAUGUUAGGAGCAACUCUGAACAUGACUGCAUGCCCCAUUGGGCUCAGGAAGAGGCUGAUGAGGAGGAAGAGAAGAGGCUGGAUGGCAUUUCUCUCAACAAACCUUCUAGACUUCAGAACAAUCAUGCAGAUUUUCUCAAGGUGGAAGCGAACCAAAUGGAAAUAGAGGCAGCACUUUAAGAAGCUGGGGUGUAGGCAAAGGAUUACAAAAGUGAAAAUGGUCAUCACAUAGAAAUGGAUGGGCCACCUUUCAUUCAGGCAGCUGAGCUCUCCAUCUUCUUCCUAGGAUAAUAUUUUCAACUUCAUAUGAGUUUAUUUUGACUCACCUAAUCAAGACCCAUGGACACAUUUCUCAGCCGGAGGCUUUCUCCAACCAGCAGUGUAUCCAAAAUCAUUUUUGAGUGGAGAUUAUGGUUCUUCAGUAUCUGAACUCUGAUUUCUUCACAACAACUUUUUGUUGCAUGAUAUUCCUGUGUUAGCAAGAAGCAAAGGCACUUAUAAUGAUAACAAUUAGAUAAAGUUAUUUUGAAUCAACUGACAUUUAAAAAGAACUUACAGAAGCAAAAAGAACCUAUAUUCAUCAGUGAUAUUCAGUAAUAAGUUCUAAAUAUUAAUAUAAUUUUGACUUGAAGUCUAUUCCUUUUAAAAUGAGUAUUAACAAAUCCAUAUAUAUGUCUAUAUUAUACAUAGAUUUAUGAUUUCUACUCAUAUUUUAAUUUAAAAAUGUAUCUGAAUUAAUUUUUCUUAAUUGUACUAAUAUAUAUUUUUCUUCCAUGAAUGCAAGCUCUUCUUCUUCCCCCUCCAUCCUGUCAGGUAUCCUCAUACCUUUCCACAAAAAUAGUAGUGUAGACCAGGGGUCCCCAGCCCCUGGGCUGCUACCCACUACUGGGCCGUGGCCUGUUUGAAACUGACCUGCAGGAGUGGAGCAUUGUGUGUGAGCGCAAGUGGCUGCCACUCUCUCGAGUGGAGCUUCCUUGUGGUUGACUGCUGCUUGUGUGAGUGAAGUGUGAAAUUCCAUUUGCGCGAGUGGUCAUAGGCGUGCACUCCAUUUGCGCGAGUGGUCAUAGGCGUACACCGUUCACACAAAUGGAGGUGCAUGCAUCUGCCAUUCAUGUCCGUCCUCCACACUGGGUCGAGCUGGAAAGGUAGACAUUUUUAGCUGAUGUAGACAUUUUUAGCCACAAAGAGAUAUAAUGUGAAAUUAUUUAUACUGUUCUCUUUUCACAGUUUUUGUUUAGUCCUUAGCAAACUCACCUUACUAUUCAAGGGGCAAAUUAUUUACUUGCAGUCCAGCAUUCCACUGAAGUAUGCCAGUCAAUGUACUGUACGAUAUACUAAAAACAAUGCAACAUGCAAUCAAAUAACAUCCAGAUAGUCUUGUCUUGGUUAGCCUUUAUUAAAGCCUUGGCUUGGCUUGGCUUUUCCCUGAGGCCAAAUUGUAAACAACCUGGUGUGGAUGACAUUUUGACUGUAUGACAGCCUCAAAGGCCUCAAUUUCACUGCAGUGCUUUUUAAAAAACUGAUAUAUUGUGUUUUUCAUUUUUGUGUUAUGAGGUACUUAGUACCACCAAGUUGAGUUGGGUGGCCUGACAAAUUUUAUAAAUAACAUGACUAGAAAAUACAAAUUGGAAUAUAGACCCCAAGUGGCAAUUAAUGUAGAAAUGAUAAAAGCAGCAAAUUCUGCAAAAGAUGUUUUUUUUACAAAGUUCAUUUUGAAUAUUAUUAUCCAGUUAAAAAGCUAUAGUGGCAUAAUAAAGGCUCUUUUUUUCUUUCAGAAUGUAAUUCCAAGUAUAUUUCCGGUUACUAAUGCCUUUGAUUUUUCAAAUAGGCAGACAUUUUAAACGUAUUUAUUUCUCAAAUAAGAAAGAAGCAAAAUCUAAAAUUCAUUGCCACUGUAACUUCAAUCAAAUGGUUAUAAGUUGAGGACUACCUGUAUGAAUUCUUUUGCCCUAUAUAAAGUUAGGUCUUGCUUUCAGAGAAACACUAUACAGGAAUGGCCUCAUAAGAUUUCAAUGACUUCAUUCAAAAUAUACAACCAUUUGUGUGUAAUGGUACAGGAUUUCCUGCUUCAGCAGAGGGUUGGACUAGAAGACCUCCCUUCCAACUCUGUAUUCUGUUAUUAAACUUAUAAACUUUAACUCUAAUGUGGGCCAGUCCCCUGGGACCAGAGGUUUAAUCUUUCAGAUUCAUGCUUGGAGCCCAUCCUUAGGGAAGUUCUCUAGCAAAGUGUGUGCUUUGGGCUAUUCUCUGUGUUGUAUUUAUAUGGUGCCUGUUGUGUGUGGUUUUUUUAGGUGUUGAUUGGGGUGUUAAUGGCUAGCUAUUCAGUCAUUGGCUAUUGUUUCCUUGUGCUACCAAGCCCUCACCUCCUACAUACUUGAUAAGCUGGUGGUAAAUCAGCAUUCCUGUUGAUUAAUGAGGGGCCCCUUUCCCAAGCUUCAAUCACUUUCCUCACUAUUUUUGUGCCUGUUCAUCCAACAAUCUUAGUAGCUGCAAAAUUGAAUGUAUGUCCUUGUUCAUUGCAAUGUGAGGCUACCAAUGAGUUAUGGCAGGGAUAGGCAACCUUGGCUCUUAUGACUCGUGGACUUCAACUCCCAGAAUUCCUGAGCCAGCUAAACCUCUGGUCCCAGUGUCUGACUCAGACUGGAUCUUGCAACGUUAUCCUAGGACAUGUGUAUUUGCCUUCAUUAAUAAAAUUUUAGCUCUAUUCACAGAAAUCUUACACUCAAGAAUUACAGAAUUGAAACAAUCUUUUGAGACCUUCUUAAUCAAUGUAAGCUAAAGUAAAUAUUUGGCAACAUAUAAGAUGCCAACAAGGAACUGGAAAAAUCUGGGGGAACAAUAGGCGAACAACAGUUACUUAAUCCUUCCUCUGCUUGCUGCUUCUCCAUACCUCUUGAAUUUCCAACUUUACUUUUUGAAUGAUCCCAAAAGAGGUGCAGGGGAAAGCAAUGGUGAAGUAAAUGCAAAAACUGAUUUCCUGUUUACAAGUUCUCUCUUUUAUGUUACCUUCUCACUCAGCUACCUUUUGUUCAUAUUUGUCCCAUAUAUUUUUGGUGGGGUGAUGCCAAACAAUAAAAAAUAAUGAUAACAUAUAAUAUUUAAAUCAAUGCUAUUUAAACAAUAUUUGACAUUGCAUAUUUAAAUUGGUCACUUGUUUCUCUGAGGUUUAUUUAUGUAUUUAUUUAUUUUAGAAUUGGACAACUAAAUAGCCUUGCCAUAUUGCUACUGAUAAAUGCAUUAAAAUGAUGAAAUAUUGUCAAAUGGUGUGUAAAAUAUAUAAAUUGUUGCACUUUUAAA
Messenger RNA from Crotalus tigris (Tiger rattlesnake), 5986 nucleotides. RefSeq names its product parathyroid hormone 2 receptor (gene PTH2R). The record is from RefSeq and is a predicted model, not a curated record. Gene Ontology annotation, cellular component: plasma membrane. The coding region runs from base 1202 to 2869 and encodes 555 amino acids. Lineage: Eukaryota; Metazoa; Chordata; Lepidosauria; Squamata; Viperidae. Gene Ontology annotation, biological process: adenylate cyclase-modulating G protein-coupled receptor signaling pathway; cell surface receptor signaling pathway. The transcript is spliced from 13 exons. Gene Ontology annotation, molecular function: parathyroid hormone receptor activity; peptide hormone binding; G protein-coupled peptide receptor activity.